GCGGCGGCGGCGGCGGCGGCGGAGGUGACCUCGUGACCCCACGUGACCAAGCCACCCUCAAGGACCCAUGUGCAUCAUCUUCUUUAAGUUUGAUCCUCGCCCUGUUUCCAAAAAUGCCUACAGGCUUAUCCUGGCCGCCAACAGGGACGAGUUCUACCACAGGCCGUCCAAGGCAGCGGACUUCUGGGGGAGCAACAAUGAGAUCCUCAGUGGUGAGUCUCCCAGUGGCACGCAGCUGGCAGGUGGGCCCAGGCAGCUUGGCUGACCCUCCCUGGAGCUGUCCACCUAGCAUGUCCACGCAGCUUUGUGUGCCUGCCUCCCCGGAGGAAGCAGCUGGAAGGUGGAGGUUUUUUUUUUUUUUUCGUACUUUGACCUUUUAAGGCCGAACCUACAGCAUAUGGAGGUUCCCAGGCUACGGGUCUAAUCAGAGCUCUUUCUGCCAGCCUACGCCAGAGCCACAGCAACUCCAGAUCCGAGCCAUGUCUGCGACCUAACACCGCAGCUCACGGCAACACUGGAUCCUUAACCCACUGAGGGAGGCCAGGGAAGAAACCCGAAACCUCAUGGCUCCUAGUUGGACUCGUUUCAGUUGCGCCAUGACGGGAACUCCUGGAAGGCGGAGGUUUUAUGUGGAUCCACCUUCCACUGUGGUUGUGAGUCCAGGUUGUCACUGUGAAGCCCUGUGCUCUGUGUGUGUUUGCACUCGCAUGCAUGUGAGCGUGUAUAUCUGCACGUGUUUCUGUUAUACAUGUACACUCCUUGCUCCAGGGAGAGCAGCUUGAAUUUGGGGAGCGGAUGAGGAGCCUGUGGGAACAGAGUGGAAGUGAUAGCCCCCCAUGUGCCCUGCCCGCAGUCUCUGUGGGCCCCCUGGACUUGGCGCUGCUCCUGUCUUGGCAGCAGCAGUGUCCCCUCAGGGGGUGCAGACAGAGGGUGGCCAGGGACAGUCAAGCACAAGUCGGUGUCCUGGGAGCAACGGAAAGGUUUUCAACAGUCGAUUUCUUUUGAAUCUUUUUCACAUACAGACUGUCUUGUACAAAUAGAGACAGUUUGUUUGGCUGCAUUGCAGCAGCUGGGUGUGGGACCUCAGUUCCCACACCAGGGGUCGAACCCUGACUACAGUGUGAAAGUGCCGAGUCCCAGCCACUGGACCACCUUAGGGAACUCCUUAGGGACAGUUUUACUUCUUUCUGGUCUUUGCAUCUUUUAUUUCUUCCACUAUUAUAAUUUAUUAUUGUUAUAAAAAUAUUUCAGUGGCUUAGCCUUUUUUAUCCCAAUUUUCAAGUGAAAUGGCCCCUCUAGCUUAGGAAGAUGUGCUGCUGUGGCUGUAACAGCCCUGCUGACCCUAUGGUAGAGGUUGAGUGGGCAUGGGCUCCUUGUAAAGGGCCCACCUAAGGGCCCGGGUUCUGCCUGGGGAUGACAGCCAGUGUCCCUGUGCUUGAUCCAAAUGUGGGACGGGGCCUGGAGUGUUUCCUGAGAGAACCGCUGUUGUCCUCCCAGCCUGACACCCACCCAGGUGCCAGGAUGUGUGGUAUGGGGCCAGGGGCCCAAGGCACAGCCCCCGUGGGCAUCGGGUGUCAUCCUGGGCCCCGGGCCACCUCACCCUGUGGAGGUCCAGCCCCUGUCCCACAGCAGGGCUGCAGGCUGAGGGUGUGUUCCCAGGACCACAGAGCAGGACAGGUGGUAAUGGCAUCCUGUGCCUUAGGACUCGACAUGGAGGAGGGCAAGGAAGGAGGCACGUGGCUGGGCAUCAGCACUCGGGGGAAGCUGGCUGCGCUCACCAACUACCUGCAGCCGAGGCUGGACCCAGAUGCACGGGGCCGAGGUGAACUUGUGUCCCACUUCCUGACCACGGACAUGGACAGCCUGUCCUACCUAAAGAAGGUCUCCAAAGAGGGCCACCUGUACAAUGGCUUCAACCUCAUAGCAGCCGACCUGAGCACUGAGAAGGGAGACAUCAUUUGCUACUAUGGAAACCGGGGGAAUGACAAGCCUGUGGUCUUGGAGCCAGGGACCUACGGGCUGAGCAACGCGCUGCUGGAUACGCCAUGGAAGAAGCUGUGCUUCGGGAAGCAGCUCUUCCUGGAGGCCGUGGGGCGGAGCCAGGCACUGCCCAAGGAUGCCCUGGUGGCCCAGCUCCUGGACAUGCUCAACAAUGAGGAGGCGCAGCUGCCGGACCCGGCUAUUGAGGACCAGGGCAGGGAGUAUGUGCAGCCCUUCCUCAGCAAGUAUGCAGCCGUGUGUGUGCGCUGCUCGGACUACGGCACCAGAACGAACACGGUCAUCCUGGUGGAUGCAGACGGCCACGUGACCUUCACAGAGCGCAGCAUGCUGGGCACAGACCCCUCCCAUUGGGAGACCACCACCCAUGAGUUUAAGCUACAGAGCUAACCCCCACCUGGUGUGGCCAGGGGCUCCUGGGAGGCCCUGCCACACAUACUGCCUGUGACUUGGCCAGCAGGCCCCCGGCCAGCACCCUCUGGUUUGUGUGAACCGUCUGCGUCCCUGUGUCUAGCUCAGGGUUCACCCUCAUGCCAGGAGAAAUGACAGUCCCACAGCCAGGUCUGGGGCAGCCCAGGUGUACUGUGCCUCCCCUUACCACGCACAGAGGCACAUGCGUGUACCCAUCGAACCAGAUAUGUUUUCUGGCCAGCGCAUCCUGAUCCAAACAUCAGGACUGACUUCUUUUUCAAAGCGGCCCCUCCUGUCCUGGGCGUAGCCCAGUUCCUGACAAUCAGCCCUGCUCUGGGAGAGGAGCCAGGCCACAUUCAGAGCGAGGAAUGAGGAAACCUCCAUAGCAGAGGCACAGCCUGGUUGGUGGGUCCAGUGGUUCUGUGGGUGCUGGGGGCCCACGUGUGGGGGGCAGUCCUGUCAAGGGGAGGCUCGGUAUGCUCCUAGCCCCUGUGAUUAAGGGGGUUGUGGGUUCUGGGCAGGCCCAUCUCAGCGAGGGGAUACAGCUUCCCCAGCCAUUUCCCUUCUCCUGGAGAGUUAAACUUCAUAGGAAUCUGUACUUGAAUGUGAGACGUUGACAAUAAAACUCUGAGGCCGUGGUGAGUCUGCA
Messenger RNA from Sus scrofa (pig), 3058 nucleotides. Lineage: Eukaryota; Metazoa; Chordata; Mammalia; Artiodactyla; Suidae. The record is from RefSeq and is a predicted model, not a curated record.